This is a messenger RNA of Drosophila miranda, 435 nucleotides long. RefSeq names its product protein new-glue 3-like. The transcript has a single exon. The coding region runs from base 48 to 383 and encodes 111 amino acids. The record is from RefSeq and is a predicted model, not a curated record. Lineage: Eukaryota; Metazoa; Arthropoda; Insecta; Diptera; Drosophilidae.
GGUCUCUGGAAAAGCAUCAGUUGUCAGCCAAUCCAACUAUCACCAACAUGCGGUACUCUUGCGUCCUCCUCCUCCUGGCCCUCUUCGGCUGUGUCCUGGUCAGACAGACCAGUGGCACCGGCACCACAACCACCACCGUGGCGGCUGCCACUACCACCACCACCUCUGCAUCGGCCACAACCACAACCACGGCAGCCACCACCACCACCGCCGCCGCCACCACAACUACCGCCGCCACAAGCUCAGCAGCCACAACCGCCGCACCUUCUACACCAUCUGGGGGCAAGACCAAGGUCAAGCGCCACUGGAAGCGCAAGGUGCACAAGGGCAAGAAGAGGUCCAUCCGCCGCAGGAACAGGAACAAGAGCAACAAGAGCGGCUAGGCUUGGUCUGACUUUAGAUCCACAAAUGUAAUCCCUAAAUGGAGCCACAAGU